This is a messenger RNA of Sabethes cyaneus, 732 nucleotides long. RefSeq lists its product as uncharacterized. NCBI's taxonomy places the organism in Eukaryota, Metazoa, Arthropoda, Insecta, Diptera, Culicidae. The transcript is spliced from 3 exons. Bases 1 to 732 code for a protein of 243 amino acids. The record is from RefSeq and is a predicted model, not a curated record.
AUGGAGCUGCAAAAUCAAGUUUAUUUAUUAAUAGCCAUAUUUGGCGGUAUCUCCGCAUUGCUGCUAGUGUUUAUUGUUAUUUUAUCCAUUUAUGUGAUCAACAUUAGGAAACUAGUCAUUGUUCGAGAACCCGAGAGAAAGUAUGAAAACUAUGGAUUUGAACACGACACGGCAGUCCGUAAUAUCACCGACGAUCUAAGAUCGAUGAAAUCGGAGGGUGUUCAACGUUACCCAUACAAAAGCAAUCUCGCAAAACCUCGCAACGACGGUGCGGCACUACAAAGGAACGAUCGACGGAAGGACCAGAAGCAAUCGGCCGGUAGUCGCGGGCUCAACGAUCUUAAACGUCAGCAAUCGGAAAGCGGUGAUACAUCGGGGCGUGACUUUGAUAGCGCAUUCGAUAACGAAAUAAACAAUAUGUUUUUUAUCGACGAUUACGACGAUGAUGAUCGCGAUAGUGUCGUGAGCGUUGAUAGAAACCCUCGAUACAACCAAAAGCCUCGUCAUCAAGCCGCUCCCCCACCCCUUGUAACCACUGGAAGGAUAGCCAAUGGUGGAAAUCGCAACAAGAAUUUUGCUCACAAUGGAAAUAAUACCAGCAGACAGCAAUCUGGCAAUCAACAGAUUGGAAACAGAUCAACUGGUAAAACUGAGCGUCAGAACUCUGCGCAUCAUCCGGGAGAUUUGCAUGAGGGAAAGACAUACUUCAAUGAUAGAGGUAUGCAUUACUGA